Falco peregrinus (peregrine falcon) is the source of this 1716-nucleotide messenger RNA. RefSeq names its product cell growth regulator with EF-hand domain 1 (gene CGREF1). The transcript has 5 exons. Gene Ontology annotation, molecular function: calcium ion binding. The record is from RefSeq and is a predicted model, not a curated record. NCBI's taxonomy places the organism in Eukaryota, Metazoa, Chordata, Aves, Falconiformes, Falconidae. Bases 718 to 1482 code for a protein of 254 amino acids.
UAUUGUUGUGGGGGCAGGCAGCAUCCUGCCACACAGCCCCCUCCCCAGUGCUGUCCCUGUCCCCUCCAGCUGCCACGCUUAGGGUGUGGGAGCCGGAAAUGGGGGGGGGGGGCGGGGCCUGGGUCCUACAUUGUCCCCCAUAGCUGCACGGGGCCUGGGAUCGGUGCCAGGCCAUGCCAGCAGCCGGGUGUGUCCCCGCCAUGCACCUGCUGUGGCGUUGGCCCGGCUCGGUGGCCAGGUGCGGGUGGAAGAGCAGGCUGCCCACCGGGCCUUCGGUGCUGCGGGGGGUUCUGAGCGGGGAAGCAGGGCCGGGAUGGGCACUGGCCCCGCUCUGCAAGGCUGUCCCGGCUCUGCCGCGGGCGGGGAGGGUGUGGGCGUCUCGCCCAGCAGCUGCCCCUUGCCCGGCACUUUCAGGGGUUGACCACGGUGGAGGCGGCGGGUGGGAGUGGUGGUGGGGGGCCGUGGCUCGCCGGACCCAGGUGCCCACCAGUAGCCGGUGCGGCAGGCGGUGCAGGUAACGGCUUGGCCGCUGCCGGUGGGGCCCGGGAGCGGCGGGGCCGGCGCGGGGUGCCGGUGGCUGGAGGGGAGCCGGCCGGGGCGGCGGGAGCUGGGGCAACGCUGGCCCCGCCCACUCAGCGGCUGCACCCACGUCGGUCCCGCUCCGCGGUGGGCGCGUGUCGCCCCGGCGGCCAUCUUUGAGGCGGGCAAGGGCGCAGGAUGCCGGUUAACCCUUGCGCUGCCGGGGGGGGCGCGGGCGGAGCCGCCCCGGGUGGGGCUGAGCCCCCGCCCCGGGCAGGGGAGGGCCCGGCGGGCGGGCCGGGCGUGUCCCAGCCGCUGCCGGUGGUGGUGCUGGCGGCGGUGCCCGGGGCUGAAGUCCCUGCAGCCACAGGGCUGGAUCCUGACCCUGACCUGCUGAGCCCGGAGCUGCCCAUGCUGCAGCUGCUGCAGAGCACGGUGAGAAGCCUGGGGCCACCGGAGUGGGACGUGCAGACCAUGACACGGGAGCAGGCCCUGCUCUACCUCUUCGUGCUGCAUGACCAUGACCAGAGCGGGCACCUGGAUGGGCUGGAGCUGCUGCAGCUGCUGAGCUCUGUGCUGGUGCCGCUGGACAGUGAGUGGCUGGACCCCUAUGUGGUGGUCCCACUGGUGGACCAAGUGCUGGAGAGGCAGGACCUGAACAAGGACGGGCUGGUCAACCCCCCGGAGCUGCUGUUCUUGCACAGCAGGGGUCAGGGACCUCUGGGGCAGCCCCAUGUGCAGCGACCUGGGGAGUCACUGGCAGAGGCUGGGGCUGUGCUGGCGGGGGAUGCAGGGGUGAGCAGCCCCGGGCAUGGCCCGGCAGAGGGGCAGGUGGUCCCCCCAGCUGCAGCCCCCAAUGCUGAAGCCAUGGAGGUAGAGGAAGCCUCUGAGACUGAAGCCCCUGAGGUUGGAGCCCCUGAGGGGGAGGCAGCCCCAGUUCUGGGGGAGCCGGGGGAAGGGUAGGUGGGGGGGGGCUGUGGGCAGGGCUGUGCCAGCCCCACAGUAGCUGUGGGGUGUGAUGCCCCAGCUGCUCCCUGCCCCACUAAGGGCACAGAGCAGUGGGGGGAUCCCCAUGCCCCCCAUCCCGCAGCAGGGCUGGGGAGGGUGGUGGGGCCAGGAUGGUGCAGUCAUGUGUGUAAAUGCAGCAGGAUGGAGAAAUACAGGCGCUGCUGCUGGUGCUUGCCAGGGCCCUGGUCA